Coccinella septempunctata (seven-spotted ladybird) is the source of this 1516-nucleotide messenger RNA. Its product is annotated as facilitated trehalose transporter Tret1-like. Gene Ontology annotation, molecular function: transmembrane transporter activity. The record is from RefSeq and is a predicted model, not a curated record. Gene Ontology annotation, biological process: transmembrane transport. The transcript is spliced from 2 exons. NCBI's taxonomy places the organism in Eukaryota, Metazoa, Arthropoda, Insecta, Coleoptera, Coccinellidae. Gene Ontology annotation, cellular component: membrane. Bases 80 to 1483 code for a protein of 467 amino acids.
CUUAUAACUGGUCAUCGAAGAGUAAUGAGUGUGUUGGUUGGAGUGUUAUUUCGAGAACUACAAAUUGAUAAAAGCUAAGAUGAAGCUGGUAUUCACUACUUUCAUAAGAGAAAAUGGCUCACAAUUGGUUGCAGUGUUUUUGGGUACAUUGAACGCCAUAUCUGAUGGAAUGCAGUACGGGUGGACAGCUCCUUCGAUUCCAGUCCUUCGCUCACCAGGAAGUCCAAUUACUAUUACUCACACUAAAGAAGUUUGGCUCGAGCUUUGCUACAUGAUAGGUGGCUUCGUAGGACUACCAUUCUCCAUAUUCCUAGUCGAUUUCAUUGGAAGGAAGAAAACAGUGCUUUUCUCAUCCGUCGUUGGUUUAAUGGGAUGGAUUUCCAUUGCAAUUGCUCAUAAUAUCUACUACCUAUAUGCCGGUAGACUUCUGCUUGGUGUUACUGCUGACAUAGCUUUUACAGCAUCGCCAGUCUACAUAUCAGAGAUUGCCCAUCAAGGAGUUAGAGGCUUUUUAGCAGGACAGAUAUAUCUCAUGAUGUUGGUGGGAAUUAUAAUUAUCUAUUCUAUAGGACCUUGGUUACCCAUAUAUGGCUCAGCCAUCGUUGGAUGUUGUCUUUUAGUCAUUCAAUUGGUUCUUUUUCCUCUAAUGCCAGAAUCCCCAUAUUACCUAAUUUAUAUAGGACAAAAUGAAAGAGCCGAAAAAUCAUUGAAAUUUUUCAGAGGAAACAUAGAUGUUUCUGCUGAACUACAAGAAAUAAAAUCAGCUGUUGAAAGACAAAAAUCGGAGAAAGGCCGACCGGAGGAUUUGUUCAGAAUCGACAGCAACAGAAAAGCUUGCCUCAUCAUGAUUUUACUAAAUUAUACUCAGCAUUUCGCUGGAGUGUCUGCUCUCGUUAUGAAUCUUCACUCAAUACUCAUCCAAGCAGAUUCCAAUGUCAUAUCUGCUGACCAUGUAGCAAUUCUCUUUCCCUCAUUGAUGCUUGUAUCCGCCACUAUUGCUACAGUGAAAGUCGAUGAUUGUGGUAGAAAAAUACUUCUUCUGGUUUCUGGUAUUAUUACAACCGUGACUUUGUUUAUCUUAGGUGCCUUUUUCCAGAUGCAAUCUAUGAAGUUUCAAACACAAAAUUACAGCUGGAUCCCAUUUGUGGUUAUAAUGUUUUACGCUGUUGGUAUCAAAUUUGGUUUAGCUAUAGUACCAAUCGUUAUAACGGCAGAAUUGUUUCCUGCUAAAGUGAAAGGGAUGGGUAUGGCUUUAGCCGAUUUCGUGUAUAUCCUUUCAUCGAUCACGUCUGUUUAUCUCUAUCAGUGGAUUAAUAUCAACUAUACUUUGAGUGUUUCAUUUUUUGUUUUCGGAACACUGUGCGCAUUAUCUACCAUAAUUAUUCAUUUCUACGUACCAGAAACUAAAGGUAAGACUCUAGAAGAAAUACAGAUGAUUCUCAAGAAUGUUCGUACUGUAGACGUGCAGAAUACCAAAUUGUAAAAAUAUUAUUGAAAUUAAACUCUUAUCGUUAGU